Messenger RNA from Ictalurus punctatus (channel catfish), 3962 nucleotides. RefSeq names its product tripartite motif containing 24 (gene trim24). Lineage: Eukaryota; Metazoa; Chordata; Actinopteri; Siluriformes; Ictaluridae. Gene Ontology annotation, molecular function: protein binding; zinc ion binding. The transcript is spliced from 18 exons. The record is from RefSeq and is a predicted model, not a curated record. Bases 522 to 3539 code for a protein of 1005 amino acids.
AGUUGUAUUGAAAUUUAGUCCGUUUGUUUGUUAGCUAGCGGGCAGCGGUAAACACAGUUCUCUGAGCUAGUUACCUUUUUAUAAACGCUUUGUGUUGGUUGUUUAGUGUUUGUAAACAUUGAAUACUGACACGCGGUUAUUGUAUGUCAAGUGUGUUUCGUCGGAAUGAAUUUCUCCUGGAUAUGUAUAUAUAUGUUUUUGUUUAAUAAUUAACGUUUGGCUUGCUAGCUUGCUGUCCGGUAAUACAGCUAGAGUUAGCUAUUUUGUUUAGUUAUUAUUUUCAGUGGUAACUGUACUUAGUUAGCUAUGAUAACGUUACUCAUAAAUACGAGUGUGCCUUUUUUAAAGCAGUAGUUAGUUACGUACAACGGUUUUCGGUGUCUUUUCUAAACAAGAGCAGGCUUCCAUGAUGACACCAGCAUGCGACUGCUAAAGGCGACUCGAAUCAGGAUUUUUAUUGUUCAUAUGCAGUACUGUUGUUAGGAAGCUGUAAUAUCCAACCACACGUUGUGCUUGAGACCAUGGAGGAAAACGGAGAAACGAUAGAAUCGGACGAUAUCGUGAUCAUCGUGGAAAACGAGGCGGAGAGCAAGCCGAUUCAAGAGGCCAAGCCGAAAGAGGAGGGCAGUCUGGGCCUGCUGGACAUCUGUCCCCUGUGUAAGCUCAGUUUCCACAGCAGGGAGCCCAAACUGCUGCCCUGCCUGCACUCCUUCUGCAAAAGAUGCCUUCCUUCUUCAUCGAGGAGCCUGGCGUACACAGAGCAGGGCAUCAACCACCAGAUGCCAGCUGAUGGACAAGGCAAGCCAUCAGUGAAUGUGAUCCGAUGCCCAGUUUGUCAUCAAGAGUGCAUGGAAGUCGAGGUCUUGGAUAACUUCUUUGCCAAGGACACUAUGGAGGUUCCAAGCAGCACCGUAGAGAAGACCAGUCAGCUGUGUAUGAGCUGCGACGACAACACAGAGGCAACUGGUUUCUGUGUGGAGUGUGUGGAAUUCCUGUGUGUCACCUGCAUUGAGGCUCAUCAGCGUGUAAAGUUCACCAGAGAUCAUACGAUCAGACAAAUGGAGGAGAUGUCUUCAGAAGCAAUGGGUGCUUCCACACAGAAACCGGUUUUCUGUGAUAUCCACAAGCAAGAGCCUCUGAAACUGUUUUGUGAAACAUGUGACCGUCUCACCUGCCGAGACUGUCAGUUACUCAAGCACAAGGACCAUAACUACCAGUUUCUGGAGGAUGCAUAUAGAAACCACAGGGAACACCUAGAGAAGAUGACAGGCCAACUUCAGGAAAAAAGGAAGGCCAUUGGGGAGGUGUCUGACACGAUAAACAAUGGUCUUCAGCAAGUGGAUGAAAACCGCAAGACUGUCACCAAUGAGAUUAAAAAGGCCAUCUGCAAUCUAAUUAUGGAAAUAAACAGAAAAGGGAAGCUCUUAAUCAACCAGCUUGAGGCGCUGACAAAAGAUCAUGAAAUGGUGCUGAAGAAACAGCAGGAAGACAUCUCCUCCCUCACCAAGCAUCUUGAUCAUGUGAUUAGCUUCACAAAGUGGGCAACGGCCAGUAACAGUGGCACUGCACUCCUGUACUGUAAACGGCUGAUCUUGUAUCAAAUCCAGUACCUUCUCCGAGCAAAGUGUAAUACCUCCUACGUUCCUCAGAGUUCAGUUCGCUUCCAGUGCCGGGCUGCUUUUUGGGCUUCAAAUGUUGACCUUGGUUCCCUGGUGGUAGAGAAAAGCUCAGCUCGGCAGCCAAGUGGCCCCCAACCAUUUCCCUUCCAGCAGAUGAACCCUGGCCCCAGAGGUGAGGGACCCCCUUUGGCCCUCACAGGAUCUCAGGCUCAGCAGCACAGGCAGAGCACACUGGCCCAGCUGCAAAUGCAGGUUGAGAAACUCUCUCAGCAGCCGAGCCGACACGUAUCUCCCAGUCACUGGUCUUGGGGGAUGCGCCCUCCUGGGCAGGCACCAUCCUCUAGACCAAUGCAGGGAGGAUCACCUUCCCAGAAUUUAACCGGCAUGCCCCAGCAGGCUUGGAGGUAUGGCAACCCGCACAUUAAUACUAGAAGUCCCCCGACUCUGAUUCAGAACUCCAGCAUCCCACAACAGGUAAAGACCUUGAGGGGUCUCAUCAACAGUCCUAACUUCCCUCCUAAACCUAUGGAAGUGCUGCAAGGACCCUCUCGUUACUCCCAGAAUGCACCUCUCCAAAACACUGGUCCACUCACAUCUCAGGCCUCUUACAUGCAGAGAACCAUGAUGGAAGCCACAUACCUCAGCAGGAGAAGUGACCCUACAAUUUCCUUGUCACUGUCUGGCCCUAGGGCUAGUUUUGUUCACACUCUGCCCCCCACUGUGCCAGACAAAAGUGCUCCAGUAAGACAGAUUUCUCCUAUGUCUGCUCCUACCUCAUCAGAAGCAAGGACAGGGGCCGGUCCAUGGAAGCGUUCAGAGCCUCCAGCGAGUGGGCCAUCGAGCCUCACGACUAAGAGAAGGAGAAAGUCCUCUCCAGGGCCUGUCAUUGUAAUCAAGGAUGAGCCUGAGGAUGAUGAUGAAGUUCGGUUUGUCCAGACCUCUACCAAAGCUAGUCUUCCAGACAGCACAGGUGUGCAGUCUCAGACUCAACAGCAGGAGUCACCUCCCACAGAAGAGCAGCAGACAGAGAAAAGCCCUGAACCUGAGGAGGACCCUAAUGAGGACUGGUGUGCUGUGUGCCAGAAUGGAGGAGAGCUGCUCUGCUGUGACAAAUGUCCCAAAGUCUUCCAUCUCGGCUGUCAUAUUCCCACUCUCAAUGCAUCACCAAGUGGUGAAUGGUACUGCACAUUCUGCCGUGACCUGAACUCCCCUGAAAUGGAGUAUGACAUUGAUGGUGGCGGGGAGUCAAAAAACGUGAAGCCGGAUCCUGAUUCAGUUACCUUCACACCUGUGGAUAGACGAAAAUGUGAGAGACUGUUACUUCGCAUCUACUGCAAUGAACUCAGUACUGAUUUCCAGGAGCCUGUAACACCAUCGUCCAUGCCAGAAUACAACGAGAUUAUAAAAACCCCAAUGGACUUGUCUAAAGUGAGGAGCAAAAUGGAGGGCAAGGAGAGUCCCAGUUACAGGAGCACAGAAGACUUUGUGGCAGACAUGAGGCUAAUUUUCAAAAACUGUGCUACUUUCCACAAGGAGGACACAGAGAUGUCCAGUGUCGGAGCUAAUCUGGAGAGUUAUUUUGAAGAGCAGCUGAAACUCUUGUAUCCAGAUCGGACCUUUCCAGAUGUAAAGGCGGAGGAACCUGCUCCAGAACCUGAACCUGCACCUGCACCUGCACCUGCACCAGCCGCUCCAUCACCGAAAGAUACAGCAGAAGCAGCAACUCAGUCACCAAAAACACACUCAUCAGAAGCCCCUGCAGCAAAGGAGGAUGUGGAAGCUCCUAAUAAAAGCCCUCCAAAGGAGGAACCUCAGUUGGAUGAAACCGUGGAAAACACUGAGGGAACAGAGAAACCACAGGAAAGUUGUACUCCUGAAAAUACACCCAAGGAAGACAAUAAUAAAGAUCAGAAUGGGUGAUCAGUGCCACCCCCCCCCCCCUUCUUUCUCUCUCUCUUUCUUUUUUUUCGCUCUUUUUUUCCCCUUCUUUCUCUCUUUCUUUCUUUCUUCCCCUCCCUCUCCAUGGACACUUGGAGUGCUUACCACAUCACGGUGUAUUAAUUCUGCAAUAAUAAGAAUAUUGCAUACAAAAUGGUUAAAAAGAGCAAUACAGCUCAUUAGGGUAUGUAAAAUAGGCACAAUAAAUGCAGAUGUAAAAAUAAGUAAAUGAUUUUGUUUAUUGAAAUACAGGAUUACUUUGACACAUGCAAAAUUGCAUAUGUUAUUUGUGCUUCUAAAACAUGAAUGAUUGAUUUGCUUUAUAUAUUUAUUUGUCUUGUUCCCAGGUUUAAUUUGGUGCUCCAGAGAUGAGCAUGCUUAGAAAUAAAUUCAAUGAACUCUUGA